GUGGCAGUAUAUAGAGGAACACAGGGGUCUGUAUAAGGACGUGAUGAUUGAGAAUCACCGGCCCCUCACAUCACUGGGUUAGAGGAGACUGUCAUGUAUUGUACAGGUGAGAGCAGAUGGGCCUAGUAACAGAGAUACCCCAGAGAGAUGUCCCCGUCCUCUGUAUUCAGGAUUGUACAGAGGGGAAUCACAGGACCCCACAGGAGGAUCAGGAAGAACGUCUGUCUGAUAUAAAGGCAGAAGAUAUAGAGGGAGAAAAAGAGACGUAUGUGACUGAUAUAAAGGCAGAAGAUAUGGAGGGAGAAGAAGAGACGUAUGUGACUGAUAUAAAGGCAGAAGAUAUAGAGGGAGAAGAAGAGACGUAUGUGACUGAUAUAAAGGCAGAAGAUAUGGAGGGAGAAGAAGAGACGUAUGUGACUGAUAUAAAGGCAGAAGAUAUAGAGGGAGAAGAAGAGACGUAUGUGACUGAUAUAAAGGCAGAAGAUAUAGAGGGAGAAGAAGAGACGUAUGUGACUGAUAUAAAGGCAGAAGAUAUAGAGGGAGAAGAAGAGACGUAUGUGACUGAUAUGAAGGCAGAAGAUAUAGAGGUAGAAGAAGAGACGUAUGUGACUGAUAUAAAGGCAGAAGAUAUAGAGGGAGAAGAAGAGACGUAUGUGACUGAUAUAAAGGCAGAAGAUAUAGAGGGAGAAGAAGAGACGUAUGUGACUGAUAUAAAGGCAGAAGAUAUAAGGAGAGAAGAAGAGACGUAUGUGACUGAUAUAAAGGCAGAAGAUAUAGAGGGAGAAGAAGAGACGUAUGUGACUGAUAUAAAGGCAGAAGAUGUAGAGGGAGAAGAAGAAACGUAUGUGACUGAUAUAAAGGCAGAAGAUAUAGAGGGAGAAGAAGAGACGUAUGUGACUGAUAUAAAGGCAGAAGAUAUAGAGGUAGAAGAGACGUAUGUGACAGAUAUGAAGGCAGAAGAUAUAGAGGGAGAAGAAGAGACGUAUGUGACUGAUAUAAAGGGAGAAGAUAUAGAGGGAGAAGAAGAGACGUAUGUGACUGAUAUAAAGGCAGAAGAUACAGAGGGAGAAGAAGAGACGUAUGUGAGGGGUGAUCAGCAGUGUAAGGAGGAGGAGAUCCCUACAGAUAUCAGCACAGCAGAUGGACACACAAGCAGGAAUAUCUCAGAAGGACAUCUAAUGUUAUCCCCAGAUUGUGACAUAAAAGAUAAUGACAGUAGACAGGAUUCUCCAGGAGCUAAUCCCAUUACCACAAUUAUACAUCCAGCUCGAUCAGCUGAUCCCUCUGAUCCUGGGAAAUGUUCUCCUGAUCACUCUGAUAUUGGUGCAUCUGUUACAGCUCUGACAGUAGAUACAGUGUUUCCGUGUUCUAUAGAUGCCAAAUGUUUUACACAGAACACAAAGCCUAUUAACCCACACACAGGUAAGGCAGGUGAAAGGCCAAUAAUAUGUUCUGAGUGUGGGAAAUGUUUUACAUACAUAUCAGAUCUUGUUAUACAUCAGAGAAGUCACACAGGUGAGAGGUCAUUUCCAUGUUCUGAGUGUGGGAAAUGUUUUGCAUGGAAAUCACGUCUUGUUACACAUCAUAGAAGCCACACAGGUGAGAAGCCAUUUUCUUGCUCUGAGUGUGGGAAAUUUUUUACACAGAAAUCAGAUCUUAUUACACAUCAGCGAACUCACACAGGUGAGAAGCCAUUUCCAUGUUCUGAGUGUGGGAAAUGUUUUACACAGAAAUCGAAUCUUGUUACACAUCAGAGUAAUCACACAGGUGAGAAGCCAUUUCCAUGUUCUGAGUGUGGGAAAUGUUUUACACAGAAAUCAGAUCUUAUUACACAUCAGCGAACUCACACAGAUGAGAAGCCAUUUCCAUGUUCUGAGUGUGGGAAAUGUUUUGCACACAAAUCAGAUCUUGUUAGACAUAACAGAAAUCUCACAGGUGAGAAGCCAUUUUCUUGCUCUGAGUGCGGGAAAUGUUUUGUACGUAAAUCACAUCUUGUUAUACAUUACAGAAGUCACACAGGUGAGAAGCCAUUUUCUUGCUCUGAAUGUGGGAAAUGUUUUACACAGAAAUCAGAUCUUAUUGCACAUCAACGAACUCACACAGGUGAGAAGCCAUUUUCAUGUUCUGAGUGUGGGAACUGUUUUACACAGAAAUCAGAUCUUAUUACACAUCAGCGAACUCACACAGGUGAGAAGCCAUUUCCUUGCUCUGAGUGUGGGAAAUGUUUUACACAGAAAUCAGUUCUAAUUACACAUCAGCGAACUCACACAGGUGAGAAGCCAUUUCCAUGUUCUGAGUGUGGGAAAUGUUUUGCACACAAAUCAGCUCUUGUUAGACAUAACAGAAAUCACACAGGUGAGAAGCCAUUUUCUUGCUCUGAGUGUGGCAAAUGUUUUACACGGAAAUCAUAUCUUGUUAUACAUCAGAGAAGUCACACAGGUGAGAAGCCAUUUCUAUACUCUGAGAAAUAAAUCAGCUCUUGUUGCACACAAUAGACAUCACUCAGGUGAGGAACCAUUUUAAUCUUCUGGAGUUUACUUAUCAUUGCCAUGCGUUGUUCUUCAAGGAUCUUAUCCUAUCUCCUAUGCUUUUUGCAAUAUACAUGUUACCACUGAGUGAAAUAAUCAGAUGUCAUGCCCUCAUCUACCACUGCUAUGCAGAUGACCUGUCUUUUGCUCUGGCUACUGAGAACCCAGUACCAAUCCUAAAUGGUUGUCUAGCUGAGCUCCAGGUGUGGUUGAUGCCAGUUGGUUGUGACUGGUGAAACAGGUCCUUAUGAUAGAAGCUCACCAACAAAGGGCAGGGCUACAGCUCAGCUUUGCUACCAGCCAGACUUAAGCUUGGGGGUUCAGAGUUACAAAAUGCUGAUCAUGUGCGGAAUUUUGGUGUCAUGGAUGGUGGAGUGACACUUACACCUCAGGUACAGCCACAAUCAGAUCCUCAUCUGAGGAACAUAGCCAGACUACAGCACUUAUUUCCCUCAGAAGAUCUUCCUACAGUCAUACAUUCACUUGUAUCAUCACACAUAGACUACUGCAAUGUCCUCUACCUGGGUCUCCCAGCAAUAGAAUUACACCGCUUGUAGCUUGUACAGAAUGCAGCAGCCAGGCUGUUACCUAACCAGCCCAUUCCUGCCACAUAACACCCAUUCUCUGCUCCCUUCACCGGCUGCCUGUAAGAUGAUGACUCUAUUACAUAAUCUUACUGACUCUCCCAGCCCUACAUGACCAGGGUCCAUGGUACCAGAAGCAGCUUCUGCCUCCUUACUGCCCGGUUACUACCAUCUGCAGAUGAAGGACUGUUACCAGCAGUACCAAGAAACCCCAAGAAGUUCUGAGAUGUCAGGGGGAAGACAGGGUGGUGGCACUAGUGCUGCAGUGGGGGCUGCCGGAGGCAGUGUCUGUGAGAAUCUUGUCCUCAAGCAGCGCUAAGGUGUCAGACUGCGAGACAGGGCAGUGGCAGUAGUGGGGGAGACA
Pseudophryne corroboree (corroboree frog) is the source of this 3476-nucleotide messenger RNA. RefSeq names its product zinc finger protein ZFP2-like. The record is from RefSeq and is a predicted model, not a curated record. Lineage: Eukaryota; Metazoa; Chordata; Amphibia; Anura; Myobatrachidae. The transcript has 4 exons. The coding region runs from base 117 to 2471 and encodes 784 amino acids. Gene Ontology annotation, molecular function: RNA polymerase II cis-regulatory region sequence-specific DNA binding; DNA-binding transcription factor activity, RNA polymerase II-specific. Gene Ontology annotation, biological process: regulation of transcription by RNA polymerase II.